GUUUCGCUGUGUUCUAUGUUCAAUUUGAAUGAGCAAUAAUAAAAUCGAUUAUUAGGAAAUAGAAAUUUUUUGAGAUAGUUUAUAACAGAAUGAGCUCAAGUAGAUCAGACUUACUGGCUACAUGCCUCAGAAUAGCAGAAGCUGAAGAAUACAUCGACGUUGUCGAGAAGCAUGGUAUCGAUACCUUCAGUUUAAAACUGUUGAAUCGUGACGAUCUCGAAGUAUUAGGCUUGACUGAUAAGCUCAAACAAGAUAUUUUCCUCGAAAAUAUAGCUACGCUUCAGAUUCCUUCGGAAGAAGUCAAAAGCACUGAUAUCGAUCAAGAGUACGUUAAGUUGGUGCUGUAUUUGAUAUCGGCUCAUUUACAGAAGCAUUUGGCUAGUUUGUCGUGUGCGGUUAUGAGGAAAGAUGUGGUAGUUAAUGACAUUGAAUUGACACCGUCGAUUAAGUGUCUGGAACAAUGUAUUGAAACUCUUCAAGAACAAUGUAGAAGAUGUCGCAAAUCCGUUAGGAAACCUGAAAAACAAUGGAGAAAGUAUAUCGUGUGUAGUGUUGUUAUGGGAAGUUUUCUGAUAGGUUCUCUUGUCAUUUUUGUUCGUAUUAAAUAAUUGUUGAUUUGAGUUUUCAUCCAUUGAGAUGGGCUGAAAACGAAUAUUUGUUUCUCUCAAUUUUCUUCUGAGCUAUAUAUCAUCUGGAAAAACUAUUUUGGUUCUUUUUCAUAUGAGUAAUACCAGGAAACCUUUUAGAUACCUUUAUUUCACAACUGUAUCACAAAAAAAUUCUAUCACAGAAUUAUUCAUUCGAAAAGAUUCAUCAACAAUAAAACUUCGGAUAAUUUCUAACAAUAAGAACAACACUAACGAGAUAGGAACAAGAAUGUUCAAUUAAUAAACAUAUUCUUGAACUAAAAGAAACAAUAACAUCGUUGAUCUUUAAUCUAACUAAUAGAAUAUGAAAUAAAUAAGGAAUAAGAUAAUGAUGAAAAUAUCAUACGAUCCAAGGGUGAUAAUACUUUGAAAAUGUUACAAACGUUAACAAGCAUUAAAAACUUUGGAAAUAAAAAAUGUUGAUCAUAAGAGAAUAUUCAAACAGAUCUGCGUAUUCCGAGCAAUCUUUGGUAUCAAUAGUAGAGAUUAAAUACUUGAAACACCUUACUAUCUAAUACAUGCAACAAGAACUGUAUAACAGAAACAUAAAAAAAUACUUGUCUCCAUUUAUAUAAAUGUCUUUUAUAAGAAGGUUAUUCAAUAAAACAAAAGUUCUUCACUGACCACAAUAGAUGUUUCGGAAAGCAACAUGAUGAAGCAUCUAAUAAUUGUGUUUUGAAAACUCUAUACUUCAACAGUAUACAGCAGAUACUGGCAAGGCUUAAUGAAGAGUAGCUUCUAACCUAUUUAGUAACUACAUCGAUUUUAGGAUAAAAAUCUUGGCAAAGCAGUAACAAAAAAUUGCAUGAAAAAAUACAUUAUGUAUUCAUCCAUUAUAUAUGAGGAAACUUGU
Molecule: messenger RNA, 1500 nt
Organism: Coccinella septempunctata (seven-spotted ladybird)
Lineage: Eukaryota; Metazoa; Arthropoda; Insecta; Coleoptera; Coccinellidae
Exons: 1
Coding region: 90-608 (172 amino acids)
Source: RefSeq, a predicted model, not a curated record